Messenger RNA from Numida meleagris (helmeted guineafowl), 6661 nucleotides. It is a transcript of the gene NAA16, whose product is annotated as N(alpha)-acetyltransferase 16, NatA auxiliary subunit. NCBI's taxonomy places the organism in Eukaryota, Metazoa, Chordata, Aves, Galliformes, Numididae. Gene Ontology annotation, biological process: N-terminal peptidyl-methionine acetylation. Bases 2878 to 5097 code for a protein of 739 amino acids. Gene Ontology annotation, cellular component: NatA complex; cytoplasm. The record is from RefSeq and is a predicted model, not a curated record. The transcript is spliced from 19 exons. Gene Ontology annotation, molecular function: protein-N-terminal amino-acid acetyltransferase activity; protein binding.
AGACGCUGGCUAUGAAAGGAUUGACUUUGAACUGUUUAGGGAAGAAAGAAGAAGCAUAUGAAUUUGUUCGUAAAGGACUCCGUAAUGAUGUAAAGAGUCACGUCUAUUGUCUUUAAACCAUCUAGAACACUUGUCUUCAAGUGCUGGAGGAGUCCCUGGAAGAAGGGGCUUUAUUUCAGGUGUAUGUUGGGGUUGGGGCCAAAGGGAUGCUUCCUGGAAAAGUACAAAAACCAAGCAACUCGAAAAAGGAAUUUUUGUGAAUUUUUCACUGUUUUACUGGCUUUAAAACUUUUCUUACCGUAAGAUGACCACAAGACUUUUUUUUGUAUUCCAAAUUCAAAUAGUGUAGACCUAUCUGAAUCCUCUUAGGCACGCAUUCCCUUUUUUCCUUUUUUCUUUUUUUUUUUUUUUAAAGCAGUAUCCGUAGAAUUAGCACUGACAAAAAGUAGCACCUCUUGCACUCAGCUGUAUUGUUGCAGCUCUACAGGGUCCCUUCAUGUCUCGAGCAAACUGUCUGCGGAAUUACUUUUCUAGUGAGCAGAAGCUUACCGAUAACGAAUUAAUUUCCGACAGACAUGGGAAGUUUGACACAGUAUUUUGGUUGUCAUCUUUUGAUAUUCUUAAGAAAUGGCAAAUGUCUUUUAGUACCACGCUUCAAGAGCAGCUGCCAAUCACAAUAUCACUGCCCAAAUAUCUGUUUCCUCUGAGGGUGAGGCUCCAGUGUGUGGGAAGAGUCAAGAGAAGAGAAUACAUAUUCUGUCCCAUGAGAAACUCAGAUUGAGGCUUUGCUUUCUAAUAAUAAAGAUUCGUUCUGCGUAAUUUCCAAGGGCUUGUGACCAGCUCUGGUGUUCUGAUGAAAGCUCGAUAACAUAUUGGCCCUCAGUACCACCUAAGAAGAGCUUGGGAAGUUCUCUGAAAUAAUAUUUACAUUCCCUCUGAAAUGAAGCAUCAAUGUCUUAAUGCCUGUCAGUUUGGUUAGACAGAGAAGCUGGGACUAGCCACUAAAAUCAUGUCCUUCUGGUAGCUGGUUUCAAGGAGCGCGGUACAUCUAUGUUUUGUUUUCUUGCAGUUAUGUUUGAAAGCAUUCUUGAUGUAUUUUGUCAUCUGUGCUUUUUAAAAAGUGUAUGGCAGAUGAUGAUUUAAGUAUAACUGGUCACCUUAAUAUUCCAUAAACAAAUCAGAACACUUCAAGUAAGUUUUACUUCCUCUGCAGUGUCACAUAGUUUCUCACCUUGAGGUUUGAAGGAAAAUAAAGUGUAAAACUGUUCAGAAACGUGGAAACAUUCUUCUCAAACUCCAGAUGAGCUCUGACCCAUUUUGAAUGUGAUUUGAACCAUGGUUUGGUUGGAGCUAUAUGCUUGCUUUGCUAUUUAGUGUUUCAGUAAGUGAUGCACUGUAGUUACAGUGCACUGUAGUUACAGUGCACUAUAGGAACACGUGCAAGACUGGCCCAAGCUGGCUACUAUAAUAUAUUAGUAGUGUUGUGUUUUAUUGGCUUGUAUCAGCUGUUGUAUUUUCUUAUGCUUGAUUUCUGCUAUUGUGCAGACCUAUUUCCAAAGGGAUUUUUGCCUUUCUUUACUUGAUUGCUCGGUAAGGAGCGUGGUUAAUGAAGAUUUAAAACAGAUUACCACUUGGAUCUGGGAAUAGUAGCGAUACCCAAUAAAUUACUUGAAGCCUUAUCUUUGUUAAAUUACAAAUUCUUUUGCACUGAAUGGUCUUGCUCUGGGUAAGAAUCUAUAUUAUCAAUAGUUUAUUCUUGAGGCUGAUGUGUGUUGGUGCUGCAUUUAACUCUGAUCCAUGUCCUCAAUACUUGAACUCAAAUAGACAAGGUAGGAUUUAUAGGAAGUAGCUGUGGCAUUAGGCCAGCUAAUCUAACUGUAUCCAAAACUGUUUAUGCGCUCAUCUCUUCCCUUGAGUCUGAUGGCAGCAACAGCAGCUCUGCUAGCAGCCUCAAAGAUGAGCAUUAAGUUCUUGUUUUAUUCAUCAGACUGAAAUGGCUGGUGUUCCAGUAGAGACAGAAACCAGGGUCUCUUGCUUGUGUAUUACCUGCUUCCUUCAGACUGUUAAUUAUUACAACACUUCUGAUUGCGGACGUGUCCUUUGUGAUUCAUAAUUACAAACUUGCUUUCUGUCUUGAUGUCUAGAACUUAAGGACUUCAGUCUUUCUAAGGAGGAACUUACCUUUGUACUACUUUGAUUCUUUGUUCAAGUUAAUGCCUUGAAUUUUCUUGCUGUGCUUUUCCAACUUAGUUGUUUCAGAACAAUUGCAUCUUUAGAGGGAACAGUUGCUUCUGUUUCAGCUCAGUACAGUGAGAAAUCUUAAAUGUUUUUUUUUUUUCCCUCUGUUAGCUGUGUGAACUAUUUUUGUCAUUUUAACUGGAAAAUGGAUUAAGGAUGCCUAUACCUCUUCACAACUGGAUUUAGCUGGUUCAGAGGCACAUUGGAGAGCCUCGUGAGAGAACUUAGAAGCCACUUUUGAUUUGAAUAUGUUCAGAAUUACUGCUGUAAUUCUCAAUCAAGCAAUACCUUUGUUGAUGUAACUCUAGGAAACUGUUGUAAAAACACAGUAUAAUGUGUUGCUAUGAUGCCACUUGGUUUCAUGUUUUGAACUCAAAAUCUUUCCAAUCUUUCAGUUGUAUUUUUUUUUUCCUAAGAAAAAAUAGUUUAAAAGGAUGCUUGGGGAGAGAAGUCUACUGAAAUGUGAAAUGACGCACUGAUGGAAGUCUGAGAUUCUGAGAAUCUGGUUGGCACGUCUAUGGUCUUUUGCAGCGAUCUGAUAAGAAAUACGAUGAAGCCAUCAAGUGCUACCGGAAUGCACUCAAGUUAGAUAAAGAUAAUCUGCAGAUCUUGAGAGAUCUCUCUCUGUUGCAGAUUCAAAUGAGGGAUUUAGAAGGAUAUAGGGAGACAAGAUACCAGUUACUUCAGCUGCGCCCCACACAACGAGCUUCCUGGAUUGGAUAUGCAAUUGCAUACCACUUACUUAAAGAUUAUGAUAUGGCCUUAAAACUACUUGAAGAGUUUAGAAAAACCCAGCAGAUUCCUCCAAAUAAAAUAGAUUAUGAAUACAGUGAACUGAUUUUAUAUCAAAAUCAAGUGAUGAGAGAGGCAGAUCUGUUUCAGGAGUCUCUAGAACAUAUAGAGACAUACGAAAAGCAAAUAUGUGAUAAACUAAUAGUAGAAGAAAUCAAAGGAGAAAUGCUGUUGAAGUUGGGAAGACUAAAAGAAGCUGGUGAAGUAUACAAAGAGUUAAUUGAGCGCAAUGCAGAAAACUGGUAUUAUUAUGAAGGCCUGGAAAAGUCCCUGCAACCUAGCACUUUAGAAGAGAGGCUUCAGAUUUAUGAAGAAGUUAGUAAAAGGCAUCCCAGAGCAGUUUCACCUAGAAGAUUACCUUUAAACUUUGUUUCAGGUGAAAAAUUUAGAGAACUAAUGGAUAAGUUCCUGAGGGUUAACUUCAGUAAAGGCUGCCCACCCUUGUUUACCACUUUGAAAUCUUUAUAUUACAAUCCAGAAAAGGUCUCUACAAUCCAAGAACUUGUUACUGGUUAUGAAGCCUCUCUGAGAACUUGUGACCUUUUUGGUCCAUGUGAAAACGGAGAGAGAGAGCCCCCAACGACGCUACUCUGGGUUCGGUAUUUCCUGGCACAGCACUUUGACAAACUUGGCCAGUGUUCUUUGGCCUUGGAUUACAUUAAUGCCGCAAUUGCAAGCACUCCAACAUUAAUAGAACUAUUCUAUUUAAAAGCAAAAAUUUACAAGCAUGUAGGUAACCUGAAGGAAGCUGCCAAAUGGAUGGAUGAAGCACAAUCUUUGGAUACUGCUGACAGAUUUAUCAAUUCUAAAUGUGCUAAAUACAUGCUGCGAGCAAAUAUGGUGAAGGAUGCAGAGGAGAUGUGUUCUAAAUUCACUAGGGAAGGGACUUCGGCUAUGGAAAACCUAAAUGAGAUGCAGUGUAUGUGGUUCCAGACUGAAUGUGCUGCAGCUUAUCAAAGGCUAGGGAAAUAUGGUGAUGCCUUGAAAAAAUGUCACGAAGUAGAAAGGCAUUUUUUUGAGAUAACGGAUGAUCAGUUUGACUUCCACACAUACUGCAUGAGAAAGAUGACUCUUCGUGCCUAUGUAGACCUUUUGAGAUUAGAAGAUGUGCUCAGGAAACAUGCCUUCUACUUCAAAGCUGCUCGAUCAGCAAUUGAAAUCUACUUGAAGCUUCAUGAUAAUCCUCUUACCAAUGAAAGCAAAGAACAAGAAGUGAAUUCAGAAAAUCUCUCAGCCAAAGAACUGAAGAAAAUGCUUAGCAAGCAAAGAAGAGCACAGAAGAAAGCAAAACUUGAAGAGGAAAGAAAGCAUGCAGAAAGAGAGCGACAACAAAAGAAUCAAAAGAAAAAGCGAGAUGAAGAGGAAGAAGAAACUAGUGGACCUAGGGAAGAACUAGUUCCUGAAAAACUGGAAAGGGCAGAGAAUCCAUUAGAAGAAGCCAUUAAGUUCCUUAUUCCACUUAAGAAUCUUAUUGGAGACAACAUAGACACACAUUUAUUAGCAUUUGAAAUAUACUUUAGAAAAGGAAAGUUUCUGUUAAUGUUACAGUCUGUCAAAAGAGCUUUUGCUAUCAACAGUAAUAACCCGUGGCUACACGAGUGCUUGAUAAAAUUCUCUAAAGCUGUGUCUGACCAUAGUAACCUCCCAGAAAUUGUGAGCAAGGUCCUAACUCAAGAAAUGCAGAAAAUCUUUGUCAAUAAAAAUUUGGAAAGUUUUAAUGAAGAGUUUCUCAAACACAAUGCUACCUCCAUUCAGCACCAACUUUCAGGUGCAAAAAUGAUGUAUUUUCUGGACAAAUCGAGGCAAGAAAAAGCAAUUGCUGUGGCUACUAGAUUGGAUAAAAACAUGAGAGACAAAAAUGUGAAGACAUUAACCAAGGUUUUCGAGGCGCUGCUUGACGGCAGUUUUGGAAGUUGCCACACUCAAUGUGAAGAAUAUCAAGCAGCGUGUCAUAAACUGUUUCCUUUUACAUCUGCCUUUAUGCCUGCCACAAACGAGGAUGAUAGUGGCAUUGCAUCUGUGAAUCAUACAGCCAUUAACCAUGACUUACUGUCUAAUGAAAUAUGAGGUAGCAUAUGCAAGCCCGUGUGUGUGCGCCUACAGAUCUACACACACGUACAAAACUCUGACUGUCAUUACAUGCUGGCUGGAUACGGAUCAGGGUUACUUUUCCAGGUUGUAUUUUAAUAUCUUUAACAGGUCUAAAAUGAAAUAUUUGGAUAGUUACAUGAAAUGGAGUAUACUAUUAGUUUUUUUUUUUUCCUCCCAACAAAAACUGCCAAUAUUUAUGUAAACAUUAUCUUUAAUCGGCAUUUUUCAUGUUUAUACUUGUACAGUUUUAAGUCUUUUAAUAAUCCAUCGGCCCUCCCUCACAAAAGGAAAAAUUAUGGAUGUUAGACUGCUUUCACAAGUGUCAUUACAUAUACAUACAAAUGUGAUCAUAUCUUGUUAAUAAAUUAUCUUCUGAGCAUUUUUAGCAGAUGAAGGCAGAAGUGCUGCUUGAAUUACCCUCUUCAUCUUUUACUGUUGUUCUUGGGAUUUUUUAAUUUUCUUUUUUUUUUAAUCUUUGCUCAGUUUGGUUUCUUUUGAAGCACAGUGAACGUUGGCGGUUUGCAUGUUUUUGUAAGGUGUGUGUCUUAUGGAACCAGUGAUGAUGGGUAUGAAGAUUAGGUUUGUGUAAAAACUGAGGUUUUUUUGAAAACUGUAUUCUAUCUACCUUGUGUUCCAUAACUAUUAUUUCUUAAGUUUAUGAUCAGUUUAACAUUUUCUGUUUGAGUAUUCUCAAGCAAUUCCCUGAAAAUGCAAUGAAUUUGAUACUGUUUGUUGUUGUUGUUUUUUUUGUUACUGUUCCAUCUUACCCUUCUUUCUCUCACUUCUGGUUUCUCCCCAUCUGUUCACUUACUGACACUUAAGUUAAAAAAGCUGCUCCAAUAUUGGGUAAAUGCAUAAGGUACAGUAAUGGGGGAUACAGUUCCUCUCUACAUCCUAAAAGUUCACUGCUAAGUUUACUGUAUUACCUCCAUUAAAAGUCUUAGUUGUGAAUUUACGGCCAACAUGCCAGUCCUUCUCAUGCCUAAAUACUAUUGCUUUAGGUGCUGCAAAGCAAGUAGUAUGUGAGGAGUGUGUUUUAUAUUUAAAAACUGUUCAAGGGAGCACAAAGAAGAUGACUACAAAUCACAACGAACCUUUUUCUUACUCUGUAUUCUGGUGCAUUAACUAUUAAAUAUACAACACAUGAGAAUGGAAGUUUGAAUCUAAUAUACCUAUUUAAAGCAUAAUGCUGGACAAAAUGGCUACAUACGACAGCUUUACAUUCUAUAAGAACUGCUAUCAAAAUAUAACUAUACUGUGGCUUGUACAGAAAAUCCAUUUUCUGGAAACUGUAAUGGAAUCAUUCAGUCGGUUUUGUUUUUAUUUCACUGCAAUGUAAAUAAUUUCAGUAAUAUUAACUAGCCCCUCUAAGGCAAAUAUGAAUUCAUGAAGAGGGGAUUUUAUUAAGACAAAUAAACUGUUCUAAUUAAAAUUCUCCUUUGUGUGUCAUCUAUUUAGAUUCAAAAUUGUUGAAUGGAAAACUCACUGUAAAAUAUUGCCAACAUAUGUUAUGCUGUAAUAAAUUAUUUUGUACACACUU